Molecule: messenger RNA, 1331 nt
Organism: Prunus persica (peach)
Lineage: Eukaryota; Viridiplantae; Streptophyta; Magnoliopsida; Rosales; Rosaceae
Exons: 2
Coding region: 438-1073 (211 amino acids)
Source: RefSeq, a predicted model, not a curated record
AGUCCCAAGGAUGGAACAUAGUUUGGCUAACUUGGCCUACAGCCCAGGUGGCUUUUAAAAUCCAAAAAAAUAUUAUAGCCCAGCCAUCCAAAUGAAUAUCCUUUCUACCUUUCUAAGGCAUUCUUUGCUUGCACUGCCUUGCACGUGGAGAAUAAAGGGAGAAUAGAAAAGCUACAUAGGAAGAAAAAAAAAAAGAGAAAAAAGAGAAUGCACACAAUCGAUGGAAAAAACAGAAAGAAAAGUAGAAGAAAUUGUUUAACUGUUUCUUAGAGUUGUCGACUUUGUCACUAAACUUAUAUUGCACCUUUGCACUCACCUUCAAGGCUUAAUUCAAGAAGUGAACCAAGCUUAUUUAACCCCAUCAAGCUUGAAAUCCUGAGUCCGCAACAUUCUCAACCGAUCGAUCAAGUUGCUCCCCGAAACUUCAACAACCCAACAUGGAGAAAACCACACCGUCGCAUCCAACCCUUCUCUUCCUCACCGUCGUCCUCCUGAUAACCGCGCAGCCAUCACAGUCGUUCGCCUACUCGCAGUACCGAACCCUCUUCUCCCUCUCCCACUCGCUCAUGACGCGAGUGGCCAACCUCCGCGAGGCACGUGGCGACGUUUCGGGGGCUGACCGGGCCAGGCUCGUCGCGGCAAAGCUGGAAGGGGGGCUCGUGGGCGGGUGGGGGUUCAUGUGGUCGGCGGCCUGGGACUACAUGAAGAACUACGCAUGGAGGGAGUUGCCCUAUUCGGAGGUAUACGGUGCCGUUUCGGACGCGAACGAAUUGCUCAGGUGGCUGGGUGAGUUGGGUCGAAAGGAAUCGGACUCGGAGAGAGCCGCUUGGGUGGGACAGAAUUACCGAAGUGUCCUCAGAGUCUCAAAUUCGCUACUCCGUAGGCUCCUCACGGUGUUCUAUCACUCGGGAACGUUGAGAGAAUUGGUGAAGGCAGUGCAAAACGAGGUGGAGGAGGGGGAGCUGUUGAAGGAUUUUCUUGAAUUGGGCACCAAUGAUUUCAAAGGUUUGAUCCAAAUUCUCAAGGAUUUGGGAUUAAAAUACGGUUCCUCUACUAUGCACCAAGAUUUAUGACAUAUAUGUAGUUAAUUUGUAAUUUGUAAUCCUUUUACUACACAGAAAAGAAAACGAGACCAUUAAAUUUUUUGUCUGUUGGGUUAUUUGUAUUUUCUUCUUGUAUGUUUGAUGAACUUGAAAUGAAAAGCUCCUUUAUUUUAGAAAUAAUGAAUAAUUAUAGUGUUAUCUCCAUUUGGAAAAUUCAUCAUUUUUUUUUUAUCACAUCACUAACACAUUUUUUUACCCUCUUAGUUGUAUCUCCCUUCUAAUUUGACC